Lactuca virosa is the source of this 947-nucleotide messenger RNA. The record is from the annotation of a GenBank genome assembly. NCBI's taxonomy places the organism in Eukaryota, Viridiplantae, Streptophyta, Magnoliopsida, Asterales, Asteraceae.
CCUCAAUUAUAUCAUCAUUUUCAUAAAAUCUUACAGAAACACAGAUCGAAAUUGGCGUCCCUUUUCACCACCACUUGUUGAUCUCAAUCUCUCUCUGCAGAUUUGAAAUCUUGUUCGAUUAUGGCUAUGCGUAGAAGAACUUUGCUCAAGGUCAUCGUCCUUGGCGACAGUGGGGUUGGUAAGACGUCAUUGAUGAAUCAAUAUGUACAUAAGAAAUUCAGUCAGCAAUAUAAAGCUACAAUCGGAGCUGAUUUUGUCACCAAAGAAUUGCAAAUAGAUGACAGACUUGUCACUUUACAGAUAUGGGACACAGCUGGACAAGAGAGGUUUCAAAGUCUUGGUGUUGCAUUUUAUCGAGGAGCAGAUUGUUGUGUUCUUGUGUAUGAUGUGAAUGUGAUGCGAUCUUUUGAUACACUUGAUAAUUGGCAUGAGGAAUUUCUCAAACAGGCAAAUCCACCAGAGCCAAGUACUUUUCCUUUCAUAUUGCUUGGUAACAAGGUCGAUAUAGAUGGUGGAAAUAGUCGAGUGGUUUCUGAGAAAAAAGCAAGGGAAUGGUGUGCUUCAAAAGGGAAUAUUCCUUACUUUGAGACUUCUGCAAAAGAAGACUUUAAUGUUGAUGCUGCAUUUUUGUCUAUUGCAAGAACUGCAAUGGCAAAUGAGCAUGAACAGGAUAUAUAUUUCCAGGGUGUCCCGGAGGCUGUUCCAGAAACAGAGCAACGAGGUGGCUGUGCUUGUUAAUCAUAUUGUCUGUUUGCUUGUUGCUGAUGUCAUCCUUGGCAUUUUUAUACGUAAGGCUGGCUCACAACACGUGUGUUUUUUUCUAUUUUCAAAAAUUUGAAACUUAAAGUGUUGAUUUUUUUGUACCUUUUUAAAAAUUUUCUUGUGGGAUUCUUUUAUUGAACAUUUUACAAUAUUUGUAACAUGCUUUUAUAACCUUGAGAUUUUUC